AUGGCUUCGCAACCCUGCACGCUCGCAACGUGCGAUCUCUCUGACAGCCCCUACGGCUACCGGCCCAGCCAAGCCGCCAGCGCCGUCUUUAUCGUCGUCUCUUCGGCUUGUCUCAUCGCCAACGCUGCCAUCACCGUCAGGACUGCGCAAACUCAACAGCGGCGCGCGACGGCGCCGUUCUCAAUCUUUAUUACAGUGGCGUGCGUGCUCGAGUUGCUGGGCUGGGCGGGUCGUCUCGCCGGCUGGAAAGACCCGUGGGCCGUGUACCCGUUCGUGCAGAGCAAAGCCUUGCUCACCGCCGCUCCUGUAUUCAUCACGUCGAGCAUCUACGUCUGUCUUGCGCCCAUGAUCCGCAUCCUAGGGAAUGAACACUCCUUCCUAAGACCUCACUUAUACACCGCCAUCCUUCUGCCUCUGGACGGCCUGUCAUUGAUAUUGCAGAUUGCCGGCCUGGCAGUGGGCUUCCAAGACGUCCCUUCCUUCAUCGCCUCCAACACAUCCUACGAGCCCAACGGCGCCGGCGCAAAGAUCGCCCUUGCCGGCCUGGUAAUCCAGUUUCUCACCCUCGUAGCCGCGGGCCUACUCCUCGCUUCCGUACUGCUUAGGGCCGCCGUGGCAUACAGGAAAUACGGGUACACCACGUUCCACCGGGACGUCGGCUACGUUCCCCUCACUGGGAGAUUCCGAAUCUUCGCGGCGGCAGUGCCGAGCGCCAUGGCCGUGCUAUUCGGGAGACUGUGCUUCCGGGUUGCGGAGUACGCGGGCGGGUUUCGGGGCCGCUUGGCCACGGGCGAGGAGGGCCUGUUCGUCGGACUCGAGGGGUUCCUGGUGGCGUAUGCUCUGGUCGCGGUGGUCGCGUGCCAUCCCGCGUUGUUCCUGAGGGACGGGAAGAUGGUGACGCGGAGCGAGGCGGAGCCGUUUGUCGGCGGAAACGGGAGCCCUGCCGGCGCGGCCGCCAUGCGGGAGCACGAGGCCGGGUUGGAGGAGCUAAGCAAGGUUUACCAGGCUCAUGUGGAGCAGGAGGAGAGGUUGUCGAGGUUCGAGCGUGUUUAG
Colletotrichum truncatum is the source of this 1053-nucleotide messenger RNA. Its product is annotated as sphingoid long-chain base transporter RSB1. Gene Ontology annotation, cellular component: fungal-type vacuole; plasma membrane. NCBI's taxonomy places the organism in Eukaryota, Fungi, Ascomycota, Sordariomycetes, Glomerellales, Glomerellaceae. The record is from RefSeq and is a predicted model, not a curated record.